Pieris rapae (cabbage white) is the source of this 1753-nucleotide messenger RNA. RefSeq lists its product as uncharacterized. Gene Ontology annotation, cellular component: cytoplasm. The transcript is spliced from 6 exons. The record is from RefSeq and is a predicted model, not a curated record. The coding region runs from base 296 to 1471 and encodes 391 amino acids. Lineage: Eukaryota; Metazoa; Arthropoda; Insecta; Lepidoptera; Pieridae. Gene Ontology annotation, biological process: NADPH regeneration. Gene Ontology annotation, molecular function: nucleotide binding; oxidoreductase activity.
CGCUGUGAAGUGGAACGCGAGGCGUUGAGAUUGAGAGGAUGGAAUCGUAUUGGAUUUUGAUUUAGUCUUGGUUUGCUCUCGUUUCUGAAUCUCACGUUUAGAGUACUAGUGUGUGUAGACACUCUGCAACGUGGUACUCCGGCCGGAUCUGGGGAGAAUCCUGAGUAUUGGAACGGCAGGUCACGUUAUGUGUCUAAAAAGUCUAUAUAUGUGUGAUCCUGGAUGAUUUUUCAUAUGCAUAUUAUGAGCCGUACUUCGUCAAACUCGUGAAUUGGUUGUGUUUCAGAGUAUAAACAUGGCGACGAAGAAGUUCGCGGGAGAAUCUCCUUAUAAAGUGGCUAAAAAGACCCACCCUGCGUCUGACUGGACUUUAACAGAUUUUGUAAACAAGGUAAAUCUUGUGUCUGACAAACCAGGAGUGAGGCCUCCGGUGGUGGCAGCGAUUUUUGGUAUCGGUCGGGCAGGAUCCAUUCAUCUGUGUAGUAUAAUCCGUAAUCCACGUGUUAUACUAAAAUAUAUUGUCGAUGAUCGCAAAGAAAGGUUUGAUAAGAUAAGAAGUUUCUGGAACCUGAGUGAUGUGACUUUCCUAACAUCAAAAGACAGCGAUCGUGUGUUCAACGACAAAGCUAUAACCACCGUUUUCAUAGCAUCUCCUACAUUCACCCAUCACGAGAUUGUUGUGAAGUCAAUAGCGAACAAUAAAGAUGUGUUCUGUGAGAAGCCAAUUGCAGAAAGUAUUGCCGAAACUAAAAAGUGCUAUGACACAGCAAACGCCAAAGGCCGAAUCUUAUUUGCGGCUUUUAACCGCCGCUUUGAUCCAUCCUAUAGAAACCUGAAGAUAAAGGUUAGAGAGGGGCUAGUCGGUCAUGUACAGGUUUUAAAGGUGACUGCCAGGGACUCACCUUUACCGACUAUUGACUAUUUGAGAACUUCAGGUGGAGUAUUCCACGAUUGUCUCGUGCAUGACUUCGAUAUGGCCUGUUGGGUGCUAGGCGAGCUGCCCAUCAGGGUCCAAGCAACGGCCACCGCUCUCAUUCCUGAAAUCAAAGCUAUUGAUGACUUCGACAACAUCGCUUUCCUUCUGACAUUCCCGUCGGGUGCUAUCGCCAUAGGUGAUAACAGCCGAUACAGUGCCUACGGAUAUGAUCAACGCUUGGAAGUAUUUGGAAAUAAAGGCAUGAUAAAGGUGGAAAAUGAAAAGCCCUCAGCAUCCACAGACUAUGUGAUAGAGCAAGAUGGCUGCAAGACUCACCCAAUAUACUAUUCAUUUCCGUCUCGAUACAAAGAGGCUUAUGAACAAGAGGUCGAACACUUCUUGGAUGUUGUACAAUACGGAGUACCCCAAGAGGUAACCAGUUGGCAGACGUUGGCAGUAUCGAAGAUCGCAACUGCUGCUGAAGAGAGUGCUCGAACCAAUAAAACAAUUGAGAUCGACUGGAGCAAGGACGAUAUUCCUGAUAUAUAUUCUUAAUUGUUUAUAUACAGGGAGAACACUUGAACAUAUCACACCAUAAUAGAAUUACUUGUUGAAUUGAUUAUAAAUUACAAGAUGUAAGUUUCGCCGUUGAGUCAUGUACUUGAUGCGAGAUAUUUUGUGAAAUUUUGGGGGUUAGGCGCUGUGUGCUGAAAUACAGGUUCACACCUAGUUCAGCGUCAGAUAAACCUGACUAAUUAUGUUUAUAUAACUAGCGCAAUUAGAUAUAAGUUUUUCCUGUAAAGCAAACUUGAAAUAAAUUAUUAUUAUACAUAUGUU